CAUGGCGGGCAACGGACAGCAAGACUUCAACCGGAGUGCGUUGACGCUCGAUCGCGGACGGGUAAUCGUUGCUCAGUGCUUUUGAUUGUUGAGACUAAUGUGUGUCAUGAUGCGUAUAAAUCGGUAUCGUCGAGUUCGUACACCUCCGGCUGUGUUUUGUCGCUUUUUUUACCGGCGAGGCAAGCAAGCGCGCGUGCUAACUUGGCGGAAGAAAGAAAAGCGUGGGAAAAAGCAAAGAGUGCAGCUAAAGAGAGCCUGGUACACCGGUCAAAGGGCGGAGAAGAUCCCUAACGGAUUGGUUGGAGUGGUGGGUCACAAUUGCCUCGGACUUGAUCUCUCUUAUAACGAACUAACCACUGUUUCCUCGGUGAAGAAUUUUGAGCAACUUCAAGAACUGAUUCUGGACAAUAACCAACUUAGCGAUCUCAAAACGCUGCCGCGCAUGUUGACUUUGACCACGCUGAGCUUGAAUAACAACAAGAUAUCCAACAUCGACGGAGCCCUCGACAAAAUACAGGAAUGCUGUCCCAAUGUGGAAUACGUGAGUCUUCUGGGCAAUCCAGGCUGUCCCGAUCAGCUGACCAAUCCGAUGUCCACCGAUGAAGAUGAUUAUGAGCGUUAUAGGCUCUACGCGAUCCACGUCUUACCUGCAAGUCUGCGCUUCCUAGAUUCUAGGGAAAUUACUCAAGAGGAAAGACUGAACGCUGAGGCACGUGGCAAAUACUCGAGGACAGUAAAAUUGGUGCCGGAGCUGAUUCGCAAGCAACCCAGCUCAACGGCCGCCAAUGAGUUUGACGAUCUGUACUUCAAUAUCCAUUAUACACCUUUGCCGAAUGCGAUGCGUAAGCCUCAGGAUCACAAAGGUGCGUACGGCAAGUGCAAAUACCGAUAUUCCGGCAAAAAUUCCGAGGGCAACCGAUUCAUCUCAAACAAUGAUCUCUAAACGAGAAUCGCCGAACUUGCUUUUAAACGAGGCCUUAAAACAUCGAGAAACUAUACGCAAAACUAUUGUCUAGUCAGGUAUGAUUAACAAUUAAGAAUUAAGCAACAAACAAUUAACAAUUAAGCACAAAGAAGAUCUCUCUUUCUGAGAUAUCAUCAAGUAUAAUGAAGAUCAUCAAGUAGAAUGAAGGUCGUCAAUGAUUUGCAAGUAGUAUUAUCGACGUGGAAACAUCUCUGAGGAUCAUGUCAUGAUAAUUGUAUCAUUGAAUUUUUAAUAAUUUGUAUAAAAUAAGUGAUCGAACCUCCAAAUGCCACUCUUUGUAAUAAUUUUAUACACUAAAUGUAAGAUAACUUUAUACAUUUUCUAAUAAUAUUCUGUAUAAUCGAAAUAUCACUCAAUCAUUUUUCGGGCAAACUUCCCGAUUAUUAAAUUUACGUUGCAAUAAUUUAUAAUUGUUUGUAUUUUUCUCCCUUUGAAGAGGCGUAUC
Molecule: messenger RNA, 1430 nt
Organism: Harpegnathos saltator (Jerdon's jumping ant)
Lineage: Eukaryota; Metazoa; Arthropoda; Insecta; Hymenoptera; Formicidae
Product: leucine-rich melanocyte differentiation-associated protein
Exons: 4
Coding region: 98-943 (281 amino acids)
Biological process (GO): melanocyte differentiation
Molecular function (GO): protein binding
Source: RefSeq, a predicted model, not a curated record